AUGGGCAUUCUUAGCAUGAUUGGCUUCUUCUCCGUACCCGCAACAUCUCCGCGCCAUAAACCGUCACAUCUGCGCUAUACAAAGAAGAGAGCGCAGCAGCUAGCUAAGCCCCUCCAAGCAUCCGCAGCAACAACCCACGUGCGUUGCAACGGCCACCUUCGCCUCCUCCUUCCUGCAACACUCCAUCGCACGACAGCGGCACAAACUGAAACCACCGCCCCGGCAACCUCCUGCACCGCAUCUCCCGCCCGAUCCACUGUCCGAUCCACCUGCCUCAUCGUAGGCACGGAAACCCUGGGAACAAGAUCAACGGCCCGGUUCCCCAUCCCAACCACAUCGUGGCCCUCGCAGGCGCGGUUGAGUGCCUCUUUGGCCUGUUGCGAUGCCUCGGACAUGAGAUCCUGGAGUGUGGAGCCCAGCGCCGGCCAGUCUAUUGUGCUUGGGUGGCGGAGGUAG
Molecule: messenger RNA, 456 nt
Organism: Plenodomus lingam JN3
Lineage: Eukaryota; Fungi; Ascomycota; Dothideomycetes; Pleosporales; Leptosphaeriaceae
Source: RefSeq, a predicted model, not a curated record